AUGGUCGCCGUCUCUACUCCCAGCAAGACUCCCGUCGAGGGCAAGAAGGCCACUGCGAAGCUCCCCUCGCCCCCUCCCCAGCCUAUCCAGCCCGUGAUGCUCAAGAACGCCGGCAAGGCGGCCGAGGCCGCUUGUGCCUGUGCCAAGAGUGCUCUGCCUAUGCGCGUCAAGCGCCUCGCCCCCUCCGCCACGAUCCCCACGCGCGGCAGUGCCCUCGCAGCCGGGUUCGACCUGUACGCCUCUCGACCCGCCUCUGUGCCUCCGCGCGGAAAAGCAAUGGUGGACACGGACAUCUCCAUCGCCCUCCCAUCGGGCACAUAUGGCCGCGUAGCCCCCCGUUCGGGGCUCGCAGCCAAGCACUCCAUCCACACGGGCGCGGGCGUGAUCGAUGCCGACUAUCGCGGCCCGCUCAAAGUCAUCCUGUUCAAUCUGGGCGAUGAGGAGUUCAAGGUCAACGAAGGGGAUCGCAUUGCCCAGUUGAUCCUCGAGGAGGUCCGCAUGGCGCCUGCGCUUGAGGUGGAGGACCUUGAUGAGACGGUUCGCGGACAGGGCGGGUUUGGCUCUACUGGCGUCGGUGCUGAGACUAAGACCGCGCCGCCCCCCGAGCCUUCCGCUUGA
Molecule: messenger RNA, 618 nt
Organism: Trichosporon asahii var. asahii CBS 2479
Lineage: Eukaryota; Fungi; Basidiomycota; Tremellomycetes; Trichosporonales; Trichosporonaceae
Exons: 2
Coding region: 1-618 (205 amino acids)
Biological process (GO): dUTP catabolic process; dUMP biosynthetic process
Molecular function (GO): magnesium ion binding; dUTP diphosphatase activity
Source: RefSeq, a predicted model, not a curated record